This is a messenger RNA of Trichobilharzia regenti, 1484 nucleotides long. The record is from the annotation of a GenBank genome assembly. Lineage: Eukaryota; Metazoa; Platyhelminthes; Trematoda; Strigeidida; Schistosomatidae.
UAAUACAUUCCAAGUAGAUUCUUCAAUUAUUCAAUGUACAAGGAGAAAGCAUGUAUCAUGUGAAAAAUUACCUCAUCAAAGUAAAAUAAGGAAAGAAGCAUAAACUCUCUAACCAAUUCAACAGGCAAAUACACAUGAACUAUGCCUUGAAAUCAAAAUAUGAAGAUACAAUAACAAUGUAGUUUUAUUUAUAUGCCAGAUCAAUGUUGCACGUACACGUCCUUAGUUGAAGGUUACACUACGUUUUUGAGAUGGUGUUAUUCAUGCUUUUUAUUUUUUGGUGUACAUACGAAGUUUCUGGCAGCACAUUAACUUUUGAAUUAGAAGACAGAGCCAAGGAGUGUUUUUAUGAAGAUGUUGAUCGGGGGACGAAUUUCACAGUUCAGUUUCAUGUAAUAUCAGGUGGGAAUUACGAUGUAGAUGCAGAAUUAAUGGAUCCCUCCAAAAAAGUGAUUUUCUCAGUUGAUCGCUCGCCUAUGCAUUCAUUUUUUGUUGAAGACGCAAGGAAAGGUGCUUAUCGAAUAUGCUUCAGUAAUUCCUUUUCGACAUUAACACACAAAAUUGUAUCACUAUCAUGGUUCAAUGGUACUGAUGAAGCUCAUUGGGCAAAUGUUGGCAGUCCAUCAAUUGAUACAACAUUAUCCGCCAGCUUAAACAAUAUACAAACAUCAGUGCAUACAGCAGUGGCACAACAAUAUGAAACACGUGUAUAUUUAACACGAUCAUUUUCUUAUGCCUUGGGGCUUAACGCUCGUGUAUUAUACUGGUCAAUAGGUCUAGCUGUAGUUAUUAUUCUCUUCAGUAUUGGACAAGUCUUUGUAUUGCGAUCAUUCUUUUCAUCACCAUCACCGAAAUCAUAUGUGAAGCCAGUUUCUAUGCCAGGUGGCACCUUUCAUACACCUGGUUUUUAAUCUUUUUGCUGUGUUAGAUGAGUAUUGUUGUUGUUGUUGUUGAAAUUCCAUUGUACAACUCUCUGCUUCUUCCGCUUAUAUUGAUCUCAGCAGUUUAUGUGAUCAGACAGUGUUUUUCUUUUAUACGAUAUUUUACUAUUCACUCUUAGAUUCGUAUGAUUAUAAUAUCUUUUUUUUUAAUUCUGAUAAACUUUGACCUUUUUUAAUUGUCUAUAAAUCAGUAUGUAUUUGAAUUUCCUUUUUCUCUCAAAGACGUGGAAUAUUACGCCAUUUUUUAAUCCUACAAUAACUGACUAACUAACUGCGUUACACACUUUGCUGCUAUUGUUUGUAUUAGUUACUUUUCUUUGUGUUUAUAUAUAUAUAUAUAUAUAUAUUGGCGGGAUAUUUUAUAUUUUUGAGUACCGGUCUUUUCCUUUUCUAGAAAAAAGAAUCAGAUUAGAGUAUUCUAUGUAACUUCUUUUUACAUUUCAAACAUUUUUACCAGGAAGAGUUUGGUAAAUUAUUAUUACUAUUGUGAUUAUGAUUAUUAUUAAUAUUAUUUGUGUUGGUUGAAAAGUCAAUAAUUGGCUA